Amphibalanus amphitrite is the source of this 483-nucleotide messenger RNA. RefSeq lists its product as uncharacterized. The record is from RefSeq and is a predicted model, not a curated record. The transcript has a single exon. Bases 1 to 483 code for a protein of 160 amino acids. Lineage: Eukaryota; Metazoa; Arthropoda; Thecostraca; Balanomorpha; Balanidae.
AUGACGCACGUCUUUGUGACACAUAUUCGCCCCAUCAUUGAGUACGCCUCGACAGUCUGGAACACAGGCUACAUUGAAGACGUCCGACGGCUUGAAGCGGUGCAGAGGCUCUGGACACGUCACAUCAAAGGCCUAGAACACAAAACAUACGAGGAGCGUCUCAAGGUACUGGAUUUAUACUCGAUCAAAGGCAGACUUCUCCGUGCAGACCUUAUCAAGACCUGGAAAAUCUUCCACGGCCUGUCUCCUAUCAAGCCGUUGGACCUAUGGGACAUGGCUCCAGCCGGUCGCACACGUGGCAACACCCUCAAAAUCAAGUUCCAGAGGCGCCAGCUCGACUCGACAAAGCGGUACUUCACGGACAGGAUCGUGAAGGACUGGAAUGCACUACCCAACUCGACUGUCACGAUGAACUCUCUGGCGGAAUUCAAGUCAUCCCUGGCAGGAAUACUUGGCGACAGGCUCUAUGAGUACCUCGCCUGA